Symbiodinium sp. CCMP2592 is the source of this 1335-nucleotide messenger RNA. The record is from the annotation of a GenBank genome assembly. Lineage: Eukaryota; Dinophyceae; Suessiales; Symbiodiniaceae.
AUGGCAGGCAGCAUAGACAGACUCGAAGCCUUCAUGGUGUCGGAGCACAAGUUGGACCCCUCAGUUUUCCAGAAAGUCAAAGAUUUGGGAGCCCAAUCUGUCAGUGACUUUUUCGGGCUUUACACGGAGUGCGAUUAUGAAGAAGGGGUCAAAGAGCUUUUGCUUGCAGCUCUAGCAGAAUCCAGCUCAGUCGUUUGCGAUCUUAUGUCUGCAUCCAGCACAGCCUUCGCAGAGGAAGACCUUGAAGCCCCAUUCCCCACAGAGCUCAGACAGAAGCAGGAAGAUGCAUUCCUGGCCAAGUACAGUCUCAAGUUUCCGCCGGAGUUUCGGCCUUCCUCGAGCCUCUUGGCACGGCACUACAGAGAGUUCCGCCGCAUGAAGAAGGAAGUUGAUGACCUCCAAAAGGUUCGUAGUGCAGCUGAAAGCUCUGCAAUGCCAGUUACGGAAGUCAAGCAGCUUGGUGAUUUCCGCGUGAUUCUCAAAGCCGAGCCGCCUGCACAGCGGAGCGCGAUUCCAAGUUUGCAUCCAGGCACCAAGGUCAAUGAAUUUGCCGUGUCAGACGUGUUGACCUACCGCACUUUCGCUGCAGAGCGUCUCCGGCGUCACCCGGGCAGUGUGAACCAAGCCAUCCAAUGGUUCUUGGAUCGUGAUCACCAGACUCGCGUUGCAGCAGGCGCGCUGUAUGCAGAAGAUUAUCCAUUCGGUGAGGCUUUGCGUCAGUUUUUCCUUCACAAAACCGCAGUGUUGUGGCAAGUCGGUAAUGUCGGCCUCAUUGAUGAGCCGACAAGGCCGAAACGGAGCUCCACUGCGACUGUGGAGUCGCGCCAAGACGACGCUGAGCUCCCCAACCCAACGCGGCCUCGUGUUCCGCGCACCUCGUCAGGACAGACUGACAGCAGCACUGGCAAGACUAUCACAAGCAACGAUGUGUCCCAGGCCGUGCUAGUCCCCGAAGAGCCCUUCGACAACAUGCUCAUGAAAGCUGCCAGCUCCUUCGCUCGCUGCUACGAUCAGCUUUCCAAGGACUCCUUUCAGCCGGCCACUUUGGCACAGGAGGCCUUCGAAUUCGCUUCGAGAUACGUGGAUCUCAACAAGGAGGCGGAGAGACUAGGCAUGAAACUUUGCAAAAUAAAGCCUAAGCUGCGCAUGUUUUUGGAAUUGUCUUACUGCUGCACCUGCUCUCCUUCAGCGAACUGGUGCUACAGGGAUGAGGAUUUUGCUGGCAAGGUUGCAAUGGCAGCUUUUCGGAGAGGCGGUGCCAACACCGUGCGAGCACUGGCAGAGUCUUACUUCUUACGCUGGAAAUCCAUGUAUGCAGUUCCAGAAUUGUGCUGA